AAACUAGACAAGCGUGUAUUGUUGACACCAAAAAUUGUCGAGUAAAAUUUCACGCAAAAACGCGAAAAAAGUUUUAAAAUAUUUGGAGAAAUACAAGUAUUAAUCGGUUAAAUAAAGCCUCCGCUUAUUCAGUUUCUCGUACUGAUAGUCUGCUAGUGGUGUACAAUGGCUGAUGAAGGAAAUGAGGAUAGUUGGUUGUACGGGAACAGCGAAAACAAACAGAAACCUACGGAAGAGGAGGAAGAAGAAGAACAACCCAUCAAGGAAGCCAUUCCUCCGGAGGAAACUGCCGAUGGUGAUCACACGGCUGACGGGGCCAAGAGCGAUGCGCUAGAUGAUAUUUCGCAAUCGCAAUGGGGCGACGAUGGACCGGAUGAUGGCCUGGGAGACGAUAAGCAAGGGCUCGAUAGCUUCUCCGAUGAUGGCCACCACCAGCACGAUGAUAAUGCCAUGGAUGCCAGCGACUUGGGUCGAAGUCGGAGAAGGGAGAGCGAUUUUCCCGGGGAGGACGAUUCCCGCCUGCAGGAGGAUGACAGUCACGACCAAAGCCGUGCGGGACGAACGGAACGCAGCGAUGGGGAAAUGGAUACCGACGACAGUGACGAUGACGACAUCAAUGUGGUGAUUGGAGACAUCAAAUCGGGACCGAGCUACAAUAUUAUCAAGCAGAGAGGACCAAUUGUUCCGGCUCAGACUACUCAAGCUGCGCCCGGGCAGGACAAAGCUAAGCAGCCGGCUGGCAAGUUCAAUAUUGAAGAAUUUGAAAGCGUUGGCACAAUUAAUGGCGUACCGGCUCACGAGUUCAGCAUUGAUUCACUUGAAGAAAAACCAUGGCGUAAACCGGGUGCGGAUAUUACAGAUUAUUUCAACUAUGGUUUCAACGAAGAAACUUGGCGAGCUUACUGCGAAAGGCAGAAGCGUAUGAGAAUGCACGAGAGUGGCGUAGGAUUGCAAGGUUUGACCAUCAACAAUCCUCAGGCAGCACAGGUACAGAAUAACUGGAGACCUGGACCACCACCGCCCAGAAAGAUGAACAACGGCAUCGAUGUUAUAGGAGGAAUGAAUAUGCAUCCAAGACCUGAGGAAAUGAUGAUGUCCCGCCAUCCUAAGGAGAAUGCCAUUCAAGUUAUGACCGCCGAUCGACGAGAAUACAGCCGUACAACCAAAUACGAUCCAUCGAUGGGUCCGCCACCUUUCGGAGAAUUUUAUCCGGGUGCAGACAACGAUUAUGGCGAUUAUGGCUACGAACCUACCCAGGAGUCACAAUGGAACCAGGAACCCAACUGGCAACCACACGGUAUCAAAACAUUGACUCCGGGUCCCCAUCCGGGCAUGAUGCCUCCUGGAAUGGGCAUGCACAUGGAAAUGAUGCCGCCACCAAUGCAACCGGGCUUGGGUAUGGGUCAUCCUCCUAUGGGACCGCCAUCGAUGAAUCGUGGCCACGAUCGCGACCGGGAUCGAGGUGAUAGAGACCGGGAACGAGAUCGUCGUGGAAGAUCGCGCGAACGCGAGCAUCGGGACCAUCGCAGGGAACACCGUGAUCGUCACGGUGAAAGGGAACAUUCCUUGGUCAAAUCGGAAAUCGGUGAUCCCGAACGUUCCCGUCGGGAAAAAUCGGAACGGGACCCUGACGUCGAAAAGGACAAACGUUCCAAAUCCGACAGGCACAAGGACAGCAGCCGAUAUCGUGAACGCUCGCGAAGCCGUGAAAAGUCAAAAUCCCGCCGUAGGUCUCGCAGCCGCGACCGUGAUCGCGAACGGGAACGGGACCGACACAGUGUCAGCCGCUCGGAUAAGAAGAAAUCACAUCGUAAAGAUAAGGAAGAACCAGAGUGAAGCUUUUCAUAAAAUGUAUUGUGGUAGAAAGUGUAGAUUUUUUUUCUCGUUUCAUGGAUUCUUGGAACUAUUCUAAAAAUACAAUCUUGAGCACUUAUCGUACCAUAUAAGUUGAUACAAAUACAUGAAAUUUAGUGGAAAAAAUGA
Uranotaenia lowii is the source of this 1983-nucleotide messenger RNA. RefSeq names its product pre-mRNA 3'-end-processing factor FIP1 (gene Fip1). Gene Ontology annotation, cellular component: mRNA cleavage and polyadenylation specificity factor complex. NCBI's taxonomy places the organism in Eukaryota, Metazoa, Arthropoda, Insecta, Diptera, Culicidae. Gene Ontology annotation, molecular function: RNA binding. The coding region runs from base 166 to 1836 and encodes 556 amino acids. The transcript has 3 exons. The record is from RefSeq and is a predicted model, not a curated record.